AUGGAAGGUGUGGGGAUCGAACCCGAGACCUAUCCUGUGAGGAGAGUGAGCGAGGCCGCGAACUAUGAGGCUGAGUCUCCUGUGGAAUUGUUUGAUAUUGACGCGCAGUUGGAACGGUCGCUGGAGGAGAUACGUGAUGUGAAGAAUUUGCUGAGAAUUUUGUUGUCUAAAGUUGAUGACCUCGGUCGCACUACGGCUGAGAAUCUGGACAGGGUACGCGAGGAGAGGGAAAAAGAGGAUCGGAAACGGCGGGAAUUGCUACUACGUGAAGAAGAGCGUCGAGCGGAAGCCGUUGCUGUUGAGGCGGCGCGGGAACGUCGAGAUGACUUGUAUGUUGAUGAUGAGUAUAAACGAGGGCAAGCUAUG
This is a messenger RNA of Perkinsus marinus ATCC 50983, 366 nucleotides long. RefSeq lists its product as hypothetical. The transcript has a single exon. The annotation marks the transcript as partial. NCBI's taxonomy places the organism in Eukaryota, Perkinsozoa, Perkinsida, Perkinsidae. The record is from RefSeq and is a predicted model, not a curated record.